Messenger RNA from Kickxella alabastrina, 2130 nucleotides. RefSeq lists its product as uncharacterized. Gene Ontology annotation, biological process: mRNA splicing, via spliceosome. The record is from RefSeq and is a predicted model, not a curated record. The transcript has 6 exons. The coding region runs from base 329 to 2032 and encodes 567 amino acids. NCBI's taxonomy places the organism in Eukaryota, Fungi, Kickxellomycota, Kickxellomycetes, Kickxellales, Kickxellaceae. Gene Ontology annotation, cellular component: post-mRNA release spliceosomal complex. Gene Ontology annotation, molecular function: RNA lariat debranching enzyme activator activity; zinc ion binding; nucleic acid binding.
CCAUCUUUGGACCCGUAUAAGAUCUUUUUUUGCCCCACGACCUCGCAAAUAUUUUCUUUUAUAUCGUAUUUACUUCACCUAUAGAAUUUGUUUUACAUUUAAUAGAAAAUCUUUAGUGACAAUGGACAGCCAGACAGCCUCUGCCAAGGUGCUAGUCGCCGGAUCUGUAAACGGCAGCCUGCCAGACUUUUUUGCAAAGGUUGCAAAGCUGGACACCAAGUACGGCCCGUUCUCUUUCUUGCUUGUCACCGGAAACCUCUUUAGCAGCAGCGCUGACGACAACGAGGACGUCGAGCCCAUACUCAAGAACGAGAUCACCGUGCCCAUCAUGACCUACGCCAUUAGGGCCAGCCUUAGAUCGGGCGAGAUCUGCAACAACUUGGUCAUUCUUCGCGGCCAAGGCAUCCUGCAGACGUCGGAGGGUGUCAAGAUUGCGUACAUUGGCGGCAACAAAUCCGAGUCUGUUAUUCAGGCAGAGGAAACCCAGGACGGUGUGGCCGAAGAGACCGCCGAUAAGCCUGCACCGGACACCGACAACGCUGAAACCAUCGACAUAGUUGUUGACGAUCAGGUCAAGGACUUGGGUGCAGCUGCGUUCAACACCGAGGCGAUGGCCGACCUGAUCACUCAGGUGGCGAGCGAGAACGAAAAGGCGUUCCAAAAAACCCAGUCCCAGCCGAGCAUUGAUAUUCUAUUGACCUACGACUGGCCAUUUGGCGUUUUGUGCAAGGACCAGCUGGGCGAGAAGGUCAUGAGAGCGCCCUCGGCCUCGAACAAAAUAUCGUACCUGAACGCGACGAUCAUGCCCCACUACCACUUUGCCGCCAGCGAGGGCCAGUUCUACGAGCGGCUGCCGUGGACAGAGACCGAGGCUCACUUUACGCGUUUUAUCGGGCUGGGCUCGGUGAACAACUCCGAGCACGGGAAGCAGAGGUGGUUCUACGCUAUGAAUGUGAAGCCGCUUCAGGCAUCCAGCCAGGGCAAGGUGACGCCCAACGCUGUGCCUGACAGCUGCACGCCCAACCCGCUGUACCAGUUUGCAAAGCUGAACUCGGUGCUUGACAGCAAGGUCCUGGAUAAGGUCAUCUCGGGAAUCAACGCCAUGCAGAACAUUGACAGCAGAGACCGCCCCAAUGACAACAGCCAGGGUCGCAGGCAGCCUCCCCCAGUGAACUAUGUUUGUAAAAUUUGCAAGCAGCCCGGGCACUGGAUCCAAGAUUGCCCCUCAAAGGAAGAGUCAAAGCGGCAGCGCACGGAUAAUUUGCCACCCGCCAAGUACGUCUGCAAAAAGUGCAACCAGUCUGGGCACUGGGUUAGCGAGUGUCCGGAUGCCGCCGCCAACGCCGCAGCAGCCACAGCCAAAAUCUGUCUAAUUAAUCUGAUGGUGGCCAUUGGCAACGAGGCGUACAUGACGAUUUCCAAGGGCGCGCUCGUCAUCAGCGGCGACAAGGAUGCCAGCGGCUUUGAGGGCCAUGCAGCCCUAUUCCAGGCGGUGGCCACCCUGCGCCGUGCACGCAACAGCGACAGCGAUUCUGACAAGAGCCUGUGCGCCGAGAUUGGUAGGUGGGUGGGCAGUGUUGCAGGGAUGUUUGCCGGGUAUGGUUGCAUUCCGCUCGUGUUCGAGACUUGUCGCUUCUUUCCGCACGUCCACACGACGUUGCAAAUAGUCCCGAUACCCAUGGCUAAGGCCGCGACGUUCAGGGACACGCUGAACAAGCUGUGCGAGGAAGACGGGCUGGAGGUUUGCGAAGGCCACCCAGAGAGCCACAUUGACGGAUAUUUUGCAUUCAAUGAUAUCACUUCUAUGGACGGGAAGGAGCUGUUUAUUCGCAUCCAGAAGAGGGGCAAGGCAUUUAACCUCCAAUUUGGCCGCAGGCUCGCUGCAAGGAUCCUGGAAAUACCCGAACGCGAGGAUUGGAGAAAGUGCGUUGUCUCUGAGGAGGCUGAGGCCAGCGAACGUGACAAGUUUAUCGCUGCCUUUGCUGCAUUUGAUUUCACGCGCGAAACGGAACCGGCUGCAGCAACUAAUUAAUUAUCUGUGCUAUUUUUACUAUUUCGCUCAUUUAUUUUUGCUAUUUAUUCGGGAAAUUUUGCGUCUUUGUUUCAAAAUACAAUUGCUUUUCAAGCGCC